This is a messenger RNA of Colletotrichum lupini, 429 nucleotides long. RefSeq lists its product as uncharacterized. The coding region runs from base 1 to 429 and encodes 142 amino acids. The transcript is spliced from 5 exons. The record is from RefSeq and is a predicted model, not a curated record. Lineage: Eukaryota; Fungi; Ascomycota; Sordariomycetes; Glomerellales; Glomerellaceae.
AUGGCAGAACAUGGCAUGGCUUUAGUAUCAGACUACUCGACGAGUAAUCAGAAAUCAGCUUUGGGAAAAUCCAGUGAUUGGUGGAACGUAGCCACAAAAGCGCAUUUGCGUGUAUCAGAGCCGCAGGUUGGCAUUUCGCUGGCUAGCAGCUCACAGAGUAGCUAUAGCUCAUACUCACUCAAGGAAUUGGCCGCGUACGAGCUUGAUACUUUGCCUGUCCAAGCGACAUGGCCCGGCGGGCAGCAGGGCCAACUAUUCGCCUGCCUUUCACAGGCAUCUCUCAUUGACCUUGUUCCCCACGAGCACACAACACCAUACACUAGAACCUGUGCCAAUGCCUCCGACCUGACAAUGGCAGGACCCGAGGCAUCGCGGCAGGAUCGCAAAAGGACCAACGGGUCUCACAGAAUUCUUCCGUUCCUCACGUAA